Messenger RNA from Didymodactylos carnosus, 303 nucleotides. Lineage: Eukaryota; Metazoa; Rotifera; Eurotatoria; Philodinida; Philodinidae. The record is from the annotation of a GenBank genome assembly.
AUGCUUAAAAAUGACUUACGGAAGUUUACAACUGAAAUUCGACCAGAUUCACAAUUAACAAUUAUUGAAAAGCCUCCAAUAUCAGUUCAAAAUUUCUUUGAUUUUAAGGAUAAAAUACCAAAUUAUUUGAAAUCUGAUGUCAUUUAUAACGUUAAAUGUAAAGACUGUAGUUCACAGUAUAUGGGUAAAACUAAACGACAAGCAUGUAGACGACUGUAUGUACAUGAAUUACCCAAAGAUAUCUAUAGUUCUCAAUCAUCCCUAGUCGAUGUUCUUGUUAAGCAAGAAUGCAAGAUCUUGUGA